AUGAUCAUCAAAUCCAGAGCCAAACGAGAGAACUUUCGUCGAGAAUUUGGUUUCGAUGAUGGAGGUGUCGUGAUUGAAAUAUCAACAGGCCUCAAUUGUGGGGAAUCAUUUGAUAAUCCCGUUGGUUCGAGGCCUCACUACGGCCAACCCUCCGACGACGGCGUGGACGUGAAGGUGAGCUCCAAGUUCCUCAUGCGCAACGACUACUGUCAGACUUUCAUUGACACUGGGCUGCGCCCGCAGAACUACAUCCGGGACCUGGAUUACCAGAACCGCUAUUCAGACUAUCCAAAGAUCGAGCGCUUGAUCAAACUCAAGGACGACAUCUUGGCCAAGAGGGCCACGCCGGGAAUGUCGCUCAAGUGCGACUUGAAGACCUUCGACUUGGUCAGUCUCGGAACCAAGUUUGAUGUGAUACUCAUGGACCCUCCUUGGGAAGAGUAUAAUGCAAGAGUGGCCGGCAUGUACGUGCCGGAUGAGGACUUGGUUACCUGGACUCUCGAGGAGCUGAGGAAUCUCAAGAUCGGGGAAAUCGCCGACUCCCAGUCCUUCCUGUUCCUUUGGUGUGGGGAGACGCAUCUGGAGCACGGCCGCGAGCUCUUGAAGAAGUGGGGCUUUCGACGCAUUGAGGACAUCUGCUGGGUGAAGACGAACCGCCAAGCCAAGCUGGAUGCCAGGGGUACUGUCAAGCAGCAGAGCGUCAUGUAUGGCGACACCUCCAUCAUCCAGAGAACGAAGGAGCAUUGCCUCGUUGGAGUGAAGGGGACCGUGAAGCGGUCCAUAGACACGCACUUCAUCCACGCCAACUGCGACGUGGACCUCAUCAUGGAGGAAGAGAAGGGCUUCGGCUCGACGCACAAGCCAACUGAGCUGUACGAGACCAUUGAGCACUUCUGCUUGGGCCGAAGGCGCCUCGAGCUCUUCGGCCGCGAUCGCAACCUCCGGGAUGGCUGGCUCACUCUGGGCAAUGGCCUCACCACUGACAACUGGGACAAAGAGACCUACCUCAAGUGGUUCGAGGGCGAGAAGCAGUGGCCAGAGGUGCAAGACUACAAGGGCGGGCGACUCCUCGGGAGCAUUGCCGAGAUUGACGUGCUCCGACCAAAGAGCCCCGUCCGACCAGGGCGCAAGAAGAGCCGCUCACCUUCGCCGCGCCGGCGAGUUGGUCCAAGUUCCGGAGCGGGCGGUUGGCGAGCCGCGCGCGCCUCGCGAGACUACGAUUACGAGGAGGAUGAGAAGCCGCUGCCCGAAGACCUCGGCGAGAUGGCGCCUCCGAUUCCGAAGGAGGACGACUAG
Messenger RNA from Symbiodinium natans, 1296 nucleotides. NCBI's taxonomy places the organism in Eukaryota, Dinophyceae, Suessiales, Symbiodiniaceae. The record is from the annotation of a GenBank genome assembly.